Pistacia vera is the source of this 4458-nucleotide messenger RNA. RefSeq lists its product as uncharacterized. The record is from RefSeq and is a predicted model, not a curated record. The transcript is spliced from 24 exons. The coding region runs from base 1 to 4458 and encodes 1485 amino acids. Gene Ontology annotation, biological process: autophagosome assembly. Gene Ontology annotation, cellular component: autophagosome membrane. Lineage: Eukaryota; Viridiplantae; Streptophyta; Magnoliopsida; Sapindales; Anacardiaceae. Gene Ontology annotation, molecular function: protein binding.
AUGGAGUGGUCCACAGUUCAGCACCUAGAUCUGCGCCAUGUUGGUCGCGGCGAUAACAAACCCUUGCAGCCACAUGCCGCUGCGUUUCACCAUAAUCAGGCGCUCAUCGCCGUCGCUAUGGGAACCUACGUAAUUGAAUUUGAUACUUUAACUGGAAGCAAGAUUGCUUCUAUUGACAUUGGUUCACCUGCUGUUCGCAUGGCUUAUAGUCCUACCAGCAGCCAUGCUGUUGUCGCUAUUCUUGAGGACUGUACAAUUAGGUCCUGCGAUUUUGACACUGAGCAAACUUUUGUGCUGCAUUCGCCUGAAAAGAAGUCGGAACAAAUUUCCAUUGAUACAGAAGUUCAUCUUGCAUUGACAGGUCUCCAACCGGUUGUAUUUUUUGGGUUCCACAGGAGGAUGAGUGUAACUGUUGUUGGAACUGUUGAAGGAGGAAGGGCUCCUACAAAAAUAAAGACAGACUUGAAGAAGCCAAUUGUUAAUCUAGCUUGCCAUCCCCGUCUACCUGUGCUGUAUGUAGCUUAUGCAGAUGGUUUGAUCCGAGCUUACAACAUUCAUACAUACGCCGUUCAUUACACACUACAACUUGAUAAUACAAUUAAACUUAUUGGUGCUGGUGCAUUUGCUUUUCACCCGACAUUGGAAUGGAUAUUUGUUGGUGAUAGGCGAGGUACACUUUUAGCAUGGGAUGUAUCAACAGAGAGACCUAUUAUGAUUGGAAUUACACAAGUGGGUUCCCAACCAAUAAUCUCAGUUGCUUGGCUUCCCUUGUUGCGUUUAGUUGUCACUCUUUCCAAGGAUGGUACUUUUCAAGUUUGGAAAACAAGAGUGAUGCUUAAUCCUAAUAGACCUCCUAUGCAAGCAAAUUUCUUUGAGCCUGCCUCAACUGAAUCAAUAGACAUCCCUCGAAUUCUAUCUCAGCAAGGUGGAGAAGCAGUUUAUCCCUUACCACGAGUUAAAGCCUUAGAAGUUCACCCAAAAUUGAAUUUAGCAGCUCUAUUGUUUGCAAAUUUGACAGGUGGUGACAAUAUUAAGAAUAGGGCUGCAUACACUAGGGAAGGAAGGAAACAGCUCUUUGCCGUCUUGCAAAGUGCAAGGGGAUCUUCAGCAUCUGUUCUAAAGGAAAAACUCUCAUCCAUGGGCUCAUCUGGAAUUUUAGCUGAUCAUCAACUUCAAGCACAAUUGCAAGAGCAUCAUCUGAAGGGGCACAAUCACUUGACGAUUGCAGAUAUUGCAAGGAAGGCAUUUCUUUACAGCCAUUUCAUGGAAGGUCAUGCCAAAAGUGCUCCAAUAUCUCGGCUGCCUCUCAUCACAAUGCUAGACACUAAACAUCGACAGAAAGACAUUCCUGUUUGUCAGCCAUUUCAUUUGGAGCUCAAUUUCUUCAAUAGAGAGAACCGGGUUCUUCAUUAUCCUGUCAGAGCCUUUUAUGUAGAUGGUGUAAAUAUUAUGGCAUAUAAUCUCUGUUCUGGAGUUGAUAGUAUCUACAAGAAACUUUACACUUCGAUUCCGAGCAAUGUGGAAUAUUAUCCAAAGUACAUGGUUUACAGUAAAAAACAGCAGCUGUUUCUUGUUGUUUAUGAAUUCAGUGGCACUACAAAUGAGGUUGUCCUCUAUCGGGAAAAUUUCGAUUCCCAGUUAGCUAACAGUAAAAGUAGCACUGUCAAAGGUCGAGAUGCAGCAUUUAUCGGGCCCAAUGAAAAUCAAUUUGCAAUUCUUGAUGAAGACAAAACUGGAUUGGCUUUAUACAUUCUUUUGGGGGUGGACUCACAAGAAGCUGAUGAAAAGAACCAGCCAGCAGAUUCAAAUGUUGGUUCAGUUCGCGGUCCAGUGCAGUUUAUGUUUGAAACUGAAGUUGAUCGCAUCUUUUCCACUCCAAUAGAGUCAACUUUGAUGUUUGCAUGUAACGGUAAUCAAAUUGGGAUGGCAAAGUUGAUUCAAGGAUACCGCCUUUCAACUUCAGAUGGUCAUUAUAUACCAACUAAAACUGAAGGGAAAAAGUAUAUCAAGUUGAAAGUUAAUGAAAUUGUGCUUCAGGUACAUUGGCAAGAGACUCAGAGAGGCUAUGUUGCAGGAAUUUUAACUACUCAAAGAGUACUUAUAGUUUCGGCUGAUCUUGACAUUUUGGCAAGCAGUUCCACAAAAUUUGAUAAAGGACUUCCAUCAUAUAGAUCCCUUUUGUGGGUUGGGCCAGCACUUCUGUUUUCUACCGCUACUGGAAUUAGUGUGCUAGGCUGGGAUGGAAAAGUUAGGACCAUUGUCUCAAUUAGUAUGCCAAAUUCAGUUUUGGUUGGCGCUUUGAAUGAUCGCUUAUUGCUCACUAACCCAACGGAUAUCAGUCCCAAACAAAAGAAAGGGUUUGAGGUUAAGAGUUGUCUUGUUGGGCUUCUUGAACCUCUUCUUAUCGGGUUUGCCACGAUGCAGCAAUAUUUUGAGCAGAAGCUUGACCUGUCUGAAAUAUUGUACCAAAUAACAUCAAGAUUUGACAGCUUGCGUAUAACUCCCCGGUCUCUUGAUAUUCUUGCCAAAGGUCCUCCUGUCUGUGGGGACCUUGCUGUAUCGCUAUCCCAAGCUGGACCACAGUUCACUCAGGUGUUGCGGGGCAUAUAUGCAAUUAAAGCUCUCCGGUUUUCUACUGCUCUAUCUGUUCUGAAGGAUGAAUUUUUGCGCUCUAGAGAUUAUCCAAAAUGUCCUCCAACCUCGCAUUUAUUCCAUCGCUUCCGGCAAUUGGGAUAUGCCUGUGUAAAGUAUGGACAGUUUGACAGUGCCAAAGAAACUUUUGAAGUCAUAGCAGACUAUGAAAGCAUGCUUGAUAUGUUUAUAUGCCACCUUAAUCCUAGUGCAAUGCGUCGUCUUGCUCAAAGAUUGGAAGAAGAAGGGGCUAAUUCGGAAUUGAGGCGAUAUUGUGAAAGGAUUUUAAGAGUCCGUUCUACUGGAUGGACACAAGGCAUUUUUGCCAACUUUGCUGCUGAGAGUAUGGUUCCGAAAGGACCUGAAUGGGGUGGUGGGAACUGGGAAAUCAAGACUCCUACUAACUUGAAGAGUAUACCUCAGUGGGAACUGGCUGCAGAAGUGGUGCCUUAUAUGAGGACUGAUGAUGGUCCCAUACCAUCUAUUAUUUCUGAUCAUAUUGGCGUUUACCUGGGCUCAAUCAAGGGAAGAGGCAAUAUUGUCCAAGUAACAGAAAAAAGUUUGGUUAAACCUUUCAUGCCUGCAGGAGCUGACAAUAAACCUAAUGGACUUCAUACUACUUUAGCUAAAUCUAUGUCUAACAAAUCAAAGGGAGCGCCUGAUGGUGAUUCCAAGGUCAGUUCACUGAUGGGUCUGGAAACUCUUACAAGUCAAUAUGCUGGUUCCACUGCUGCUGAUGAACAGGCUAAAGCUGAAGAAGAAUUUAAGAAAACAAUGUAUGGUGCAACUGCUGAUGGUAGCAGCAGUGAUGAGGAGGGAGCAUCAAAAGCCAAAAAAUUACAAAUUAGAAUACGAGAUAAGCCUAUUGCAUCUGCUACAGUGGAUGUCAAUAAGAUUAAAGAAGCCACGAAGCAGUUUAAACUUGGUGACGGGUUGGGCCCACCUAUGAGGUCUAAGUCAACUAUUGGAUCCCAGGACCUUGGUCAGAUUUUAUCCCAACCUUCUCCUGCUACCAGUGGAAGUGCAGCCGCCCCUACAGGUUCUGCUCCUGUUGACCCAUUUGGUACUGAAUCUUGGGCACAGCCUCCAUCAGUAUCACAGCCAGCUCCUACGGCUGCAGGUAUGGGAGCUACAGCUCGACCUAUUCCAGAAGACUUUUUCCACAAUACAAUUCCGUCGCUCCAAGUUGCUGCCACCCUGCCUCCUCCUGGAACUUCUUAUCUUGCAAAAUAUGAACAAGCUGCUAGAGGCAUUGAAAGUAGCAAUGUAACACCUAACCAGGCAAGUGUAUCUGCCGCUGAUAUUGGUCUCCCUGGUGGUGGUAUUCCCCCACAAGCUCCUCAGCAACCUGCAAUUCCUGUUGAGUCCAUUGGACUUCCUGAUGGUGGUGUUCCACCACAAUCUUCUGGUCAGGCUCCUUUCCUGUCUCAACCUCAGGUUCAAGCUGCUCGGGUCCCACCUUCCACACAACCUCUUGAUCUCAGUGCCCUUGGAGUUCCAGAUUCUGGGAAACCCACUACUCAUCCCGUUUCUCCGCCAGCAUCAGUCCGCCCUGGACAGGUUCCUCGUGGGGCAGCUGCUCCAGUAUGUUUCAAGACUGGUCUUGCUCACCUUGAGCAGAAUCAACUUCCAGAUGCACUAUCUUGUUUUGAUGAAGCUUUCCUUGCACUAGCUAAGGAUCAGUCUCGAGGCGCUGACAUUAAAGCUCAAGCAACCAUCUGUGCACAGUACAAGAUAGCAGUCACUCUUCUGCAGGAUACGUUUAGUCCCCAGUCCCAUUCAUUAAAAAUACCCAGUGAAUCUAGGAGUGGCUGUGCUGAUAACUGA